Molecule: messenger RNA, 1275 nt
Organism: Centruroides sculpturatus (bark scorpion)
Lineage: Eukaryota; Metazoa; Arthropoda; Arachnida; Scorpiones; Buthidae
Product: urease accessory protein D-like
Exons: 6
Coding region: 301-1128 (275 amino acids)
Molecular function (GO): nickel cation binding
Source: RefSeq, a predicted model, not a curated record
UUUCGAAAAAUUCCCCUCCCCACGGGGAAAGUGUUACACAUUUAUAAUAGAUACAUUUUGAGCCACAACGUGUGGCGGGGUCUGCUAGUAUUUAAUAAAUAAAUAUUUAUUUAUUAAAACCAUUAUUUAUAAAUUUUUAUAUUUUUGAUGAAUGCAAUUCCAAUGCUACUUUAACAUUAUUAUUCAAAUUAGCUAUUAACUAAAGUAUAACUAAUAUUAUAAAGUAUAAAAAUUCCCUGUACCUUUCACAUCUUCAUAAACUCUUCUAAGAUUUAUCUAUUCCUAUUGCUUACAUUAAAAAUGGAUAGAGUAGUGUCUGGACAGGUAGUUGUUGAGUCAUGCCAUAAUAAAUGUCAUUUAAAAGACUGCCCAUAUUUACCAAGUGAAGUCAUUCAAUGUGUUUACAAAUAUCCUUUGAAAAUAAUAAUACCUAAAUAUGCAGCAACUGGUUGUUGCAAAUGGAUUUAUUCUUUAAAUUAUGGUGGUGGUUUUGUUUCCGGAGAUUCAUUCAAAAUUGAUGUGAUUGUUAAAGAAAAAUGUUCUGUUUUAUGGACAACACAAUCUUUCACUAAAGUAUAUAACUGCAAAAGGAAUAAAGAAUGUAAACAAGAUAUUAUAUAUACAGUAAAUUCAGAAAGUCUACUGUGCAUCUUACCAGAGCCUGUUGUUUGCUUUAAAGAUGCAAAAUAUAAACAAUAUCAAGAAGUAAAUCUUGACUAUGAUGGAAAUCUUGUACUGUUGGACUGGUUUACAUCAGGUCGAAAAGCUCAUGGUGAACAUUGGGACUUCGAAAAAUAUCAAAGUACUACAAUAAUUAAAUUAGCUGGAAAAAUCAUUUUGAAAGAAAAUAUUUGUCUUCAAGAUACACCAUUUCUUUUGAAAAGAGAUGCCAACAAAAACUAUGCAUUAUUUGGAAUAUGCAUCAUAAUUGGAUCGAAAUUUUCCAAGUUAAUAAUGUACUUGUUACAAAAAUUACAAUUAAGAGAACCAUAUGAUGUGUUCUCUCAGUCAAAACUGGAUAGUUUCAAGGUGGUGUUUGAAAUUACAUUGUUGACCACCAAUUUUCUAGCACUCUUGGUUCCAGAGCCUUGUCAGACCAAUCAAGAUCACAUAAUAGCAACCCAAUAACACAUCUUGGAACACUUAUUAUGUUACUUGUAUUCUGAUAAAUGGAAUUCAAAACAUCAUUAUUUAUUGUUACCUUUUUUAACAUGGCAAGCAAUGUAUAGGUUUUUACUCAAAGAUGAAUAAAGGAAUACUCAUUAAAAAUGAGAA